Molecule: messenger RNA, 1188 nt
Organism: Recurvomyces mirabilis
Lineage: Eukaryota; Fungi; Ascomycota; Dothideomycetes; Mycosphaerellales; Teratosphaeriaceae
Gene: HEM12
Product: Uroporphyrinogen decarboxylase in heme biosynthesis
Exons: 3
Coding region: 1-1188 (395 amino acids)
Biological process (GO): heme biosynthetic process
Cellular component (GO): cytosol
Molecular function (GO): uroporphyrinogen decarboxylase activity
Source: RefSeq, a predicted model, not a curated record
AUGGCACAACACAACUUCGCCCCUCUAAAAAACGACCUCCUCCUCCGCACCGCCCGCGGCCAAAAAGUCGAACGCCCUCCAUGCUGGGUAAUGCGUCAGGCGGGACGCUACCUCCCCGAAUACCACGAAGCCAAAGGCAACAAAGACUUCUUCGAAUGCUGUCGCAGCCCAGAAAUAGCUUCCACUUUAACGCUCCAACCAAUAGACCGCUACGAAGGAUUAAUAGAUGCCGCGAUCAUAUUCUCGGAUAUCUUGGUCAUACCGCAGGCGAUGGGGAUGGAAGUCGUGAUGGUGCCGGAGAAAGGGCCGCAUUUCCCACAGCCGUUGGAGGGGCCUGAGGACCCGCAGUACAAGGAGGUCAUGGAGAGGAGUGUGGAUGUCAAGAAGGAACUGGACUAUGUGUACAAAGCUAUUACCAUGACACGACAGAAAUUGGAGGGCCGAGUGCCACUAUACGGAUUCUGCGGCGCCCCGUUCACAUUGAUGUGCUACAUGGUCGAAGGCGGCGGCAGCAAGAUCUUCCGACAUACCAAGACCUGGAUCUUCAAGUAUGCGGACGAGGCGAAGCGGUUGUUGCAGAAGAUCGCGGAGCUCUGCGUCGAAUAUCUGGCUGAACAAGUCGUGGCUGGAGCACAGAUCAUUCAGGUCUUCGACUCUUGGGCGGGCGAACUCGCACCCACGCAAUUUGCGGAGUUCUCGUUGCCGUAUCUGAAGCACAUCUGUGAUCACCUCCCCGCUCGACUCAAGGAGCUGGAGCAAGAAGUUGUGCCGAUGGUGGUCUUUGCCAAGGGUGCUUGGUAUGCACUGGACGAUCUUUGCAAGACGAAAUAUGAUGUCAUUGGGCUGGACUGGCUACAUGCUCCCGCUGAGGCGCAUGCGGAUGCGCAGAAGCAUGGGAAGGUCUUGCAGGGAAACGCUGACCCCGGUGUUCUUUACGGAGGGCAUAAGGCCAUUACUAAAGUGGUGGAGGAGAUGGUCAAAGGGUUCGGGGGUGGGAAGCAGGGGUGGAUCGCUAAUUUGGGACAUGGCAUCACACCCUUCGUCAACCCGGACGAUCUCAAAUUCUACUUUGAAGAGAUCCAUAGGUUAUCAGAACUCUACCAAGAAGGCAUUGUCCCGACUAAAGUCGACGUCGAAGCGGCCGAGCAGCGGAUACACGAUCGCAAUAUCAUGAGUAGUGACUGGUAG